UCGCGAGCGAGCGCGCGACAGUUUCACGAGGAUAACAACAGGCGCGGGACACUAAAAGGACAUCAUACUAGGAGAAAACCACUUCAAAGUUCGUGUUCCUUUAUGCGCGUGGGAGAUUAGGAGAGCUCCGUGUCGUUAGCGUGUGCAUGUGCGCGUUUUGUCGGGCUGGAUGAAAAUGAUGCAGAGCGCGGCGGUGUUGCCCAACGAGAGCGCGGUGAAGAGUCUCCCGGACAUCCUCGGCGUGCCACUGCAACAGAUCCCUCAGUGUGCAGGCUGCAGUCAACACAUCUUAGAUAAGUUUAUUCUGAAGGUGUUGGAUCGACACUGGCACUCAAAGUGUCUGAAAUGCGCAGACUGUCACGCGCUUCUGACAGACAAAUGUUUCUCGCGCGCGGGGAAUGUCUACUGCAAAGACGACUUCUUCAAGCGUUUCGGGACAAAAUGUGCAUCGUGCCAACAGGGGAUUCCCCCGACACAGGUGGUCCGAAAAGCCCAGGAUUUCGUUUACCACCUUCACUGUUUCGCCUGCGUGAUGUGCAGCAGGCAGCUGGCCACUGGAGAUGAGUUUUACCUGAUGGAGGACGGAAGGCUGGUGUGCAAGGAAGACUACGAAACAGCCAAACAAAACGAUGAUUCUGAAACGGGAGCAAAACGUCCGCGCACCACCAUCACAGCCAAACAGCUGGAGACACUGAAGAGUGCUUAUAAGAACUCACCAAAGCCAGCACGACAUGUGCGCGAACAGCUCUCGUCAGAAACAGGCCUGGACAUGAGAGUAGUGCAAGUGUGGUUUCAAAACAGACGAGCGAAAGAGAAGCGAUUGAAGAAGGACGCAGGUCGCCAUCGCUGGGGUCAAUUCUACAAAAGUGUCAAACGCAGUCGAGGAUCGAGUAAAACAGAAAAGGAGAGCUCGGCGGAUGAUGCAGGACUCAGCGACAGUGAGCUUAGUUUCAGAGAAGACCAAAUCCUAUCGGACCUGGGUCAUACUAACAGCUUGUACGGAAGUGUCGGGGACGUCACCAAUGGCAACAUGCUAAAUGGGAGCUUUUCGUUGGAGGGGGGCGGGCAGCCUUACCAUGACCUGAGGGCGGGAAGUCCCUACGGCCUGCCACAGUCUCCCUCAUCCAUCACCUCCCUACCCGGCCACACCCCGCUGCUUAACAACUUAGGAUUCAACAUAGAUGGCAUCAUGGGUCCAGGAGGUCAGCCUAACGUAGGUCAAGCUUUGAGAGCCAUGGCUGGAGGACCAACCUCUGACCUGUCUACGGGAAGCAGCACGGGUUACCCGGACUUCCCCACCAGCCCUGCCUCCUGGCUUGAUGAAAUGGACCACUCCCAGUUCUGAGGUCAAACUUUAAGGUCACGAUGGCAUGGAAGCAAAAGAGACUUCAUGGACAUCUUCCCUUGAAAUGGCUGUGUCUGUGUGGCAAAGGGUGUUCGGUAUGCCUCAACAUUAAUUUAUUCAACUAGCCGUCACCCGGGCUUGACUUCAGCCCGUGUGGUGAUAUGCUGAACGGCACACUGCUAUGAAAACUGAGCGACUCGUGGUGGAAUGUUUAAGCUGUAUCAUAAUUUUUUUAUUUAUAUUUUUUCAUUGUUCUCAAAACUGGAUUGGACAAUUUUCAGAUGAGAAAAAGGCAUUGAACUUGAUAUGAAAACCCCAAACCUCUCCAUCACUUAUAGAGCGCAACAGGGAGGACCGGCCACCUAUCCAGCAGCGGCUUUGGCUCUGGAGAUAUGUUUCUGCGUUAUUUUCUCCAUAGGGUUUUCAUAAAUGAAAUUAUCUGGAACAAACUUUAUCUGAAGCAAAACAUUUAAGCGCUAAAAGGUAUAUGAUCUCUCUGGAGAAAAUAAAAGGGACUUCUACUGUUGUGCUGUAUACUGGAACACAAUCAAAAUCAACCACGUUUUUGAGAACAGGGGUCUGUGCAUGUUCCUGGUCGAGGAGGAGAACCGUCCACAUUAGGAGCCUUUUGAAAUGAUAACGCACUUUAUGUUCCUCCUCGACUGCAUACAAGAGAAGAGAGGAGUGCACCAAGCAAGGAGAGAUAUUUAAACAAGAGGCACAAGUGUAUCUCUCCUACUUACAAGGGUUUGGGAUUUUAAUGGUUUUGACUGACUCAGUUUCUAAACAGCUCUAGUGGAGAUGAUGCUUCACAUUAGCAACAUCAGAGGUCUGAAGAUAAAGAUUAUUUUUAUUAAGGACGAAUCCGCAUGCACCGCUCUAAAUUUUCAUAUUGAUCUCUGGUCAGUAUUACCAUCAAUAUACUUUUAUUUUAUAAUGUCACUCCAUGAGAAAAGACCGAUAUCAUACAUGUAUUAAAAGAUGUGUCCUUUAUUUAUUUCAGAGCAGAUUUCGAAUGUUGAUUUCACAAAAUAUUUGAGUCUGCAUUUUUAAGUUGCAGACUCACAUUAUUUCAGACAGAUGGACCGUACCGAUCUGACCACAAGAUUAUUAAUAAGCAAAUCCUGUGAAAGAGAAAUUUUGAACACAAUAAGUACUGUAACAACCACAAGGGUUGAGUGUUAUUUAUUCCUGUAAAGAGUACCAACGUCAGUAUUAUGAGGAGCUGGAUUAUGGAAUAGAGGAUGGCAAGUUAUUCGAUACUACUUGGUGAUAUUAACUGCUGAUAGAACUGUAAUAAUAUGGGAAAGCUUUUGGAAAAAAUUUUGGAGCCGUACAUUGGUACACAGGGGAAAGAUGAGUGAUGCAGAUAAAAGUAAAUCUAAGCUAACAAAGAGCAACAUAAAAACGAAAGUAACCACUGAGAAAUAUUGUUUUUGUUGAAACUACUGUGCGUUGCCUCUGAACUGUCGAGUCUUAUUGGCUGUAAAUUUUGUAAAGUCUCAAAAAGUGUCCACAGUCUUGUUUCAUGAGCACUAUUUAUUGCUAUGGAUCUUUGAAAAAAGAGCACUGAAUUUAGUCCUA
Messenger RNA from Paramisgurnus dabryanus, 2929 nucleotides. RefSeq names its product LIM homeobox 4 (gene lhx4). Gene Ontology annotation, cellular component: nucleus. The record is from RefSeq and is a predicted model, not a curated record. NCBI's taxonomy places the organism in Eukaryota, Metazoa, Chordata, Actinopteri, Cypriniformes, Cobitidae. Gene Ontology annotation, molecular function: RNA polymerase II transcription regulatory region sequence-specific DNA binding; zinc ion binding; DNA-binding transcription factor activity, RNA polymerase II-specific. Gene Ontology annotation, biological process: neuron differentiation; regulation of transcription by RNA polymerase II.